AUGGCUAUUGAUCUGAUGACAUCCAUACAAAUGUCUAAUAAGAAUAAGAAGAAUAAUAAAACCAAAUUAGAUUCAAUACAAGAAUAUUCUGUAGAAAAUUCUAUAUCAUCAUCAAAUAAUGGUGGUGGUAUUGGUGAUGAAACAAUAAAAAAUGUUGAUGAUAUCAAUAAUGUUCCAUUGAAUAUUUUGAAUGAUAAAAAAGAUUUUGACUGUGAUAAUAGUGUCAAUGAUAAUCAUGAUAAUCAGCAACAACAGGANUUAUCACCACAAACACCAUCACCACGAUCAUCAUCGUCUUCAUCAUCAUCAUCAUCGGCUGUGACAGUUGAAACGAUUCCAUUACCAUAUCAUUAUCAUCAUACAAAACAAAAUCCUGAUGAUGAUACGGAAAUUCUUGAAACGCUUCGUCAAAUAUUACGAAUGUGUACGAAAAUGGAUCAAUCAAAACGUAUAACAGCAAUGGAUGUUUAUGAAAUAUUAUCCAGGAAAUCCAAUUUAAUUUAUAAAAAUCCACAUUCUUUAGAUAAUGAUAAUAAUAACAUUAUAAUCGAUGGUUGUGAAUCUAAAUUAUGAUGAUUGAA
This is a messenger RNA of Dermatophagoides pteronyssinus (European house dust mite), 581 nucleotides long. RefSeq lists its product as uncharacterized. The record is from RefSeq and is a predicted model, not a curated record. Lineage: Eukaryota; Metazoa; Arthropoda; Arachnida; Sarcoptiformes; Pyroglyphidae.